Zygosaccharomyces rouxii is the source of this 2688-nucleotide messenger RNA. It is a transcript of the gene MGM1, whose product is annotated as dynamin-related GTPase MGM1. NCBI's taxonomy places the organism in Eukaryota, Fungi, Ascomycota, Saccharomycetes, Saccharomycetales, Saccharomycetaceae. Gene Ontology annotation, cellular component: microtubule; membrane; cytoplasm. Bases 1 to 2688 code for a protein of 895 amino acids. The transcript has a single exon. The record is from RefSeq and is a predicted model, not a curated record. Gene Ontology annotation, molecular function: microtubule binding; GTPase activity; GTP binding.
AUGGUGAAGGUGUUGCAAAAUCAACUGCCCAAAAGGUGUAUUGGGUUAGUGUCGUCACCAAUAGUAUCGCCAUCGAUACUGGUUCUUAAUAGAUGUAGAAAUUCACAGAGAUGGCUUUCAAUAAGAACAAAUUCUAGUCUACCCACUUCGAAUAACAAUAGGCUUUUUUACCACUCAUAUGCUAGACCAUCUCCUUUCAAGUUUCAAUUUCAGUUUUACAAUACAUUGAACUCAAGUUCUAAAAGAUUUGCAUCUAUGUUCCCGAAUAUUAUCAGUAAAGUUGUUAAAUUUCCCACCUACGUAGGUGGUGGUAUGGCUGCUGCUGGCUCAUAUUUUGCCUAUAAAGCCAACGAAGCUCACAGUUUUAUGAGUGACAAAUGGGAUCAAUUUAGGGAUUUCGCCGGAAAUGUAAGGGACAAAUUUGGGAAUAUUUUGCCUGAUAGUGCUGCUACUGGCUCUGGAGCUGGUGGGAAUAACAAUAAUAAUGAUGGUGGUGGUGGCGGCGGCGAUUCCAUGGCUGCUGCUUCACUCUUUUCUGAUAAUGAUAGUGAAAAAACAAAAGUUGCUGGAGAAGAUGAAGAUGAAGACGAAGAUGACGGAUUAGAUGAAGAUAAUACACAGGAUGAAAUGUUGAAUUUAAUGAAACAAAUGAUUGAAAUCAGGUCCAUUUUAAACAAAAUCGAUUCCAAUUCUGCCCAUUUAUCACUACCCUCCAUUGUAGUGAUUGGUUCGCAGUCUUCUGGUAAAUCUUCUGUAUUAGAAUCCAUCGUAGGCAGAGAAUUUCUACCAAAGGGUUCUAAUAUGGUCACUAGAAGACCGAUAGAAUUGACUUUAGUGAAUACUCCAAAUACAAAAGAAAUUACCGCCGAUUUCCCACUUCUAAGACUCUACAAUUUAACGGAUUUUAAAGAAGUGAAGAAAAUACUAAUGGAAUCGAACAUGGCUGUACCCACAACAGAAGCAAUUUCUGAAGAACCAAUUCAGCUAACCAUAAAAUCAUCAAGGGUCCCAGAUUUGUCACUAGUGGAUCUACCCGGUUACAUCCAGAUAGAAGCUGCUGAUCAGCCAAUGGAACUGAAAGGAAAGAUUCGUCAGCUGUGUAAUAAAUAUUUGGCGGAUCCAAAUAUCAUCCUGGCCAUCUCUGCGGCAGACGUGGACUUGGCAAACAGUGCUGCGCUAAGAGCCGCUAAGGCCGCCGAUCCACAAGGUUUAAGAACUAUUGGUGUGAUUACAAAGCUUGAUCUAGUACCACCUGAAGUGGGGCAUAGCAUAUUAACUAAUAAGAGAUACCCAUUAAAGAUGGGGUAUGUUGGUGUCAUUACAAGGGCUCCUGGAUUGGGUAGAUCUCAUUUGGGACUCUUUGGUAAUAGAGGUGGAUCUGAGGGAAAAAUUCCACAAUCGGCUGCAAUAGAACCCCAGCAGGUUGCUGUUCGUGAAUUUGAGAAAAGCUAUCUAAGGGAACACAAGAAGCAAUUUAGCGAUUGUCAAGUUUCCACUAAGAAAUUGCGUGAAAAGCUAAUCAAAAUUUUAGAAAUUUCUAUGUCUAAUGCAUUAGAACCAACUUCAAUGUUAAUUCAACAAGAACUGGAUGAUACUUCAUAUUUAUUCAAAGUGGAAUUCAACGAUCGCCAAUUGACUCCCAAAUCGUAUUUGCUUAACAAUGUCGAUGUUCUCAAAUUGGGUAUAAAGGAAUUUCAGGAGAAAUUUAAUAGGAAUGAGUUAAAAUCGAUUUUGAAAGCUGAUUUAGACCAAAAAGUUUUAGAUUUUUUGGCAACCAGAUAUUGGAAGGAUGAGAAUUUGCAAGAGUUAUCUUCAAAGAUGAAUAAUGAUGACGAAAUAUUAUAUUGGCAUAAAAAAUUAGAAUUGGCAUCUUCAAGCUUAACCAAGGUUGGUGUUGGUCGUCUUUCUACGAUGUUGGUCACUAAUGCUAUUCUCAAAGAACUAGAGAAUGUCUUACAAGAGACACAGCUGAAGAAUCACGAUUUGAUCAAAGAGUUAGUAACCAAUACUGCAGUAAACGUUUUGAAUGCCAAAUAUUACGCUACUGCAGACCAAGUAGAAAACUGUAUCAAACCUUUCAAAUAUGAAAUCGAUUUGGAUUCUAGAGAUUGGAAUAUUGCCCGUGAACAUUCCGUUUUACUAAUGAAAGAAGAAAUAAGGCAAUGUAACGAUAGAUUCCAAGCCAUUAAAAAUUCUAUAGGGGGCAAAAAAUUACAGCAAGUAAUGGCAUAUUUACACAACGAUCCCGGCAAGACAGAGACUCUUGGUAUGUCUAAGCUUUUACUAGAACGUGGAUCCGAAGCCCUUUUCCUCAAUAAAAGACUACAGGUACUGGGAUUCCGAUUACAGCUGUUGAAAAACAAAUGCAAUUCUGUUUUAGAGAAGGAUCAAUGUCCAGAAGUCUUUCUCAACGCAGUAAGUGAUAAAUUAACAUCCACAGCGGUCCUGUUCUUGAACGUUGAGUUGCUCAGUGAUUUCUUUUACAAUUUCCCUAUCGAACUGGAUAAGAAGCUAAACGGUUUGACAGAAGAACAAGUAGAAAUGUUCGCCAAGGAAGACCCAAGGAUUGCAAGACAUAUAGAACUACAGAAGAGGAAAGAGCUAUUAGACCUAGCAAUAGAAAAAAUUGACUCUAUCCUUGUAUUCAAGAAAAGUUACAAGGGCGUUUCCAAGAAGAUUUCACUAUAA